UUAGUCAACGGAGGUGUGCAUCGUCUUCCUUGUGUUCCCCUCCCUAAUCCCCUUUCCCCUUUCCCCUCUUACCACAUGUCACAAGAAACCAUGGAAGGAGAAGUUUCUGUUGCUGUAAUGGAAGAAAAACCAAGUCCGUUUCUUGGAUGCUUGGACCUCGAUUCUCCGGGGUCGCUCAUUUAUGUGGCGGUGCAAUCUUGGUGGGGGUGUGCUCGACCAUCUGCCUUAAUAGAGUAUGUACGGCAAAGGAUUCUUGAACCAAUCGUUGGCGAAGUUAAAUUCUCCAUGGUAGCCGCAUCAAAGGGAGGCUUUGACAUCAAGAUCGGCCCUCAUAUGAUCCACGCGCCCAAGUAUGCCAGUGCACGUCACCCACUGGUCCGCAUGAUGCUUUUUGCUCGCAAUAUGCUUGACGAUAAAUUUUCCUGCCCGGAAGCUAUGGUGCCAAGAAGCAUCCUGGACAUGAUUCGGAAAUCGCGCUCGGUAUCACGCAGCACUGGAAUCACUGGAGAACCUCCAGUGGAAAGUAUCGGCAUGUAUGCUGAGAGUGAACUAGGUUGCACUGCUAUACCAUCAGCAAUACCCCUGGCAAUCGCCGCUAAAGAAGACGAAGACGCUGCUUAUCACGACGAUGCAAUGGGUGGCGCUGACACCCUUGCUGAUACUGAGAGUAUAGCAGCAGGGUUGGCUCCAGCGGCAUCUCCGCACGAGCAAAACAAAAUUAUGAAUUCUCGCAUCAAUGGUUGGGACAAUUACACAGGAUACAUGGAUGGUGUACGUGAGGUAACUCACACUGAACCCGAACAUAACAGAAUCAUGGAGGCAAAGGAGAAGAAAACUUCAGCUACCUGGGUGGUCGCCACCGCCGCUGCAUACCACGCGACGGGGAACCGCGGCCUCCUAUUCGGUUUCACGCCCUAUCAGCCCGGCGGCUUCGUUGAGUCAGCCGACGGGGCGGCGCCCAUGCAGGUCCUCGGCCACGGCUCUGUGAUCACUGACACGGUGGUUCUCCCCAACGUGCUCUACGUCCCAGGGCUCACGGCUAACCUCGUCUCUGCCAGCCAGCUCGCCGAGCUCGACUACACUGUCGGGUUCAGCCGCGGCGCGUGCCUCAUCAGGAGUGCCGCUGAUGGCACCAUCGUCGGCAAAGCCAGUGUUGGAGGAGAUGGAUUGUUCCAACUGGACUUCCUGCAGAUCACGGGGGCGAUCGAUAAAAGGCCUGUUGUAUGAACAAUAAAAGGCAAGGGGAUAUACUUAGUUCCUCUUAGCAUAAUAUGCAUGUUUGAGCAUAAAAACUCAUGGUUGUAUGUAAUUUCAAUAAGUGCAUGGGCCUGCAGCUUAUUAGUAUGGCCUAAUGCAGCUUCGUACUGGGCGUGCAUGCCUUGACGAACUAUGAAACCAUGUUUGAUCAAUUUGAUAUACAUGUAUGUAUAUCGUACUACCGGUAUGUAUGCAAGUGCAACUACAAUAUAUGCUUAAAGUUGUAUGGGAAAUGAUUUUCUUCGA
Molecule: messenger RNA, 1503 nt
Organism: Triticum dicoccoides
Lineage: Eukaryota; Viridiplantae; Streptophyta; Magnoliopsida; Poales; Poaceae
Exons: 4
Coding region: 76-1227 (383 amino acids)
Source: RefSeq, a predicted model, not a curated record